AUGAUACCUCGAUACAACCCAACCCGGGAUCCUGCCAAACGCUCCUCCACUCCCAGUGACAAUGCUGGCGGCGGGGAACUGCCGUACCGUUCAAACCCACUGUUCAGUCCUGGUGACAGCCGACCGAACAAUUCCUUGUCGAAUCCUCCUCCAAAUGUGCCACCGGUGGCUAAUUUUCAACCAAAUCAGCAAGUGGCCCCUCUCAGCUCAGGCGUCAACCGGGCGCCAGCUCAACCAGGUGUUCUCACGACACAUCAUCAAGCCAAUACCAACUGGCAAGCUCCUCAGGCAGGUGUUAGAGGCGGCCAGUCGCAGAUACCUUACCGCUCGGGACCACCGCACACGGGCCCUGGUUCAGGAGGUGGUCGGUUAGAUGGAGGUCCAAAAGUUCAAGGGACACCGAACGUCGACAUUUCAGGGAAACAGCUGCUGGCCAACCAUUUCGCCAUCACGCUCGGGGACUACAGAGAAGUCUAUUCUUAUGAGCUGAAAAUCAGUAGAAUUCAUCGAAAGGCACAAGACGACCAGAGCCAACCCCUUGAGCCUGAGCAUGGCGACGCUCGUGACCAGAAGACACGCCCGAUCGCAAGACAGAAGAAGAGACGACUUGUUUACCUGCUCAUGGAGCAACUCAGGUCGGAAAAGAAGCUUCCAGAUCCCGUCGCCACCGAUUACCUGAAGCUUUUCAUCACAGCGAAGCAACUAGGCCAGGACGUCACCAAACCACGCGACCUCGAUUUCUAUGACGAGUACUCAGCCAGUCCUGUCCCGGGUUGUGACCGCUACCGAGUGGUCUUUGAGAAGCCAAAACUGAUCUCUCUGGCCAAUCUCUUUGCGCACUAUCGUCGACCUACACAAUCACAGACAGCCGUGUCGCAGCUAUCGAUCGAAGCUCUCAAUGAUGCAACGAAUGCACUGAACGUCAUCUUUAGUUAUCUACCUUACCAAAGAUGCUUUUCUAACGAUCAGAAAACGCCCUCGAUGACCACGACAAAAGGGCAGACGUUCUAUGGCAUCGCUCCCCAACCUCCCCCUUCAAAGUCAGAAGACUGGACGACAGAUACCGGCAAAGUGCUGGACAGAGAAGGUGGCCUCUACAGCAUUCCAGGAUUCUCGAGAAGUGUCCGAGGAUCUUAUAGCUCCUCGGGGCACGUCGACCUCAACAUCUACGUCAAAACAGGCUGUUUUUGGCAGCAUGGGAAUGUGCAAGAUAUGAUUGAUGCCUGGAACAUCUACAACGGAUACUGCAAUCUGGAUGAUCUCCAAGAUUUCUUGCGCCGAGCCCCGGUAAGACUGACGUUCCAGGAACAAGGACUUGAUCGGUUCUCCGCGAUCAAAGGUCUUGCGCGCAUCGAUCGAGAGCCACGGGCCGAUAAUUGCCAGAUGCAACAUAUCAACCAACAGCAUUCUGGCAGCCUAGUGAGGGACUACUUCUCCAUGAAGCACAAUUGGCAGAUGAAUCCCCAUGUCUACGUUGUCAAGAUUGGCAAAGAGUCACAAAAAGGGUGCAUGACGGUCCCAGCAAACCUGCUUCAAGUCCUUCCUGGGCGGAUUAAACCAAGGGAGAUACCCCGGUUGUCGACUCGGUACCCAAAUGAAAACUACAACAUGAUUGUCACAGACGGCAGGCGCACAUUUUAUUCGAACAACCUCAGCGAAGGUGGAGCGGCAGCAUUUCGCCUGCAGAUUGACCCCAACAUGGCCAAAGUGCCAGUCACGGUUUUGGCCCGGCCUGAUCUCAUGUACAAAGCUCAGGGAAACCCGAAACAGACCAAAUUCAUCAACGGAGCCUCCAUCAAUGCUGGCCAAUGGAAUGUCCGAGACGCAGCAUUUGUCAAACCAGCUUCCGGGAAGAGGUGGUCCUGCGUCGAGCUCACCGCGAACACCAAGUCGCCGAAAUGCCCAAUACCAGGAAGCACCCAUUUUGUGAACCACCUGAGUCAAGCGUUGCGGAAAUAUGGCAUCGAGAGUUUCGAGUGGACGCCACUGAACCGCAACGACAUGAGCCAACAGCAGUAUGCCGACGAGAACUUGUUUCCAAGGUGGAAGACGGUCUCGAAUUUCCAGAAGCGUUACGCCGCCAUCGAAAAGCUACUCAAAAAUCUCAAAGGAAAAGGGAUCCAACUCGUUGUCCUGCUUCUCCCUUCCGAAGAUCCGGAACUCUACGGCGCCAUCAAACGAGUCGGAGAGCAAGCUGUCGGAAUAUUCACCGUUUGUCAUGUGCUGAGACGAGGAGCUGGUGCGCUUUGGCCCAGAAGCCUUUUACAUCCGGGCAAUUUGAACGGUGGCAUCAACCACGACUUUCUGGCCAAUCUGUGCAUGAAAAUCAACUUGAAAGUGGAUACGACCACCGUCAACCAAGCCUUGUAUUGCAACCCGAAGAUUCUGUCGCCCAAGACAAUGAUCAUCGGCAUUGACGUGGCACAUGGAGGCGGACCAAGAAAGCACUGUCCCAGCGUUGCAGCCGUGGUUGGCAGUGUCAAUGCAGAAUUCUCCCAAUGGCCGGCGAGUCUGCUGGCGAAUCCGUGUUCUACGAAAGAUUAUGAAGAGAAAGAGGCCAACGAGAAGAUAUUGGAUCUCGACAUCCCCGUGUACGAGCGACUUCUGGACUAUUACGAGCGGAACCAUGGAAAAGAUUCAGCAGGGCGAAAGGGCACCGGCGUUCCGGAGCAGAUCAUCGUCUACCGCGAUGGAGUUUCAGAGUCACAGUUCGCCAUGUGCAAGGGCUACGAGUACGGCAAGAUCGGAGCAGCUCUGGGCAAGCUUUUCCAGCAAAAGGGUCUGCCGGUCGAGCUUCUGCCCAAAGUCACCCUUAUCUGCGCCAUCAAACGACACCACACUCGUCUCUUCCCGGAUCCCAAUGCACGCUCCCCAGACCGGAGUCUCACGCUGUAUCAGUCGAAUAAAAGUGGCGGCGUCAACAACAAUCCCCUCCCGGGCUGCGUGGUCACGGAGCGGAUCACCUACGGAGAGGGCAACGACUUCUUCCUUGUGGGCCAGAAGGCCAUUCAGGGCACGGCCAUCCCGGUGCAUUACGUCGUUCUGCAAAACCCGCACAACUACGACAUCAAAGAUAUCGGCGAGAUGACAUAUCACUUGUGCUAUCUCUUUGGCCGCUCGCGCACUUCCGUCGGACCAUGCACGCCCGUCUACUACGCCGACCUGGUCGCCGACCGCGCGAGGUGCUUUGUCCGAAGAUUCUACAACCCUCCGAGAGACGACGACAAUCCAGUCACGCCGUUCGAUGACAGCGAACUGCCCGCGUUCAAGUACUGCCUCCGGCUCCACCCCGACGUCGCAAAACACAUGUUUUACAUCUGAGCGCGUGAAGUGUGGGGAUGUUGUCGCGCUAUUUGUCGGCAUAGCAUACGGACGGGUCUUGGAUGGUUGCGCGAUGGCAAUGAUACCACAGCGUCCUUUUUCUUCUUCUUUUCUUUCAUCAAGCGGCUUUCAUGGGAUCGAAAACCGACACAGGCUACAAAGGAAUCUCGUGCUGGUGGUGGUUUUUCACCUUCUCGACUUUCCCUCUCUUCUCAUCGAACCCCUUUUUGUCUCCGACGUCCUUGGGAAGGGAGGGUGCUAGAAAAUGCAUGGCUGGAUAGCUGGAUAGAUA
This is a messenger RNA of Cladophialophora immunda, 3613 nucleotides long. RefSeq lists its product as uncharacterized. Bases 1 to 3321 code for a protein of 1106 amino acids. The transcript has 2 exons. The record is from RefSeq and is a predicted model, not a curated record. Gene Ontology annotation, molecular function: nucleic acid binding. NCBI's taxonomy places the organism in Eukaryota, Fungi, Ascomycota, Eurotiomycetes, Chaetothyriales, Herpotrichiellaceae.